Messenger RNA from Penicillium coprophilum, 498 nucleotides. RefSeq lists its product as uncharacterized. The record is from RefSeq and is a predicted model, not a curated record. NCBI's taxonomy places the organism in Eukaryota, Fungi, Ascomycota, Eurotiomycetes, Eurotiales, Aspergillaceae. The transcript is spliced from 2 exons. The coding region runs from base 1 to 498 and encodes 165 amino acids.
AUGAAAGGAACGAAGGGCAAGACCAUCGCACCUUCGUCUUUUUCGUUUGGCCCGUCACUAACAAUCCUCGACGUUCUUGCGACCAUCCCCUUUCUUCCAUCUAUUCUUCACCCGAUCUCCUCGUAUCCAUAUCUUGAUAUCCAAUCAAAGCCUAUUCCAGGCCAGACGUCCCGACAUGUCCUCCCAAGACCCCCUGACCCUGCCACCAAUGAGCCCGGAGCCAGAGCAGGUUUUGAUGCGGUUGAUCCUGAUCUUUUUCAGCGAACUGAAACCCAAGAGAGCGGAUUCACAACCAUCAAAAACGCACUGGUCAGCCUCGAUAAGGUGAUCAGGGAAUUGUUCUUGGAGCGAUGUCAAAUUCGCGCACAGAUUGUUCAACAGCGCGCGGUACUGGAUGACCAGCUUGACCUCCUUGAAGAAACCGACUUGCGCAUCGACAACCUUCAGCUAAUUUGGGACAGCAUGGCUACCAAAUUGGGGUUGAGACGCAACAACUAG